AAGUAAACAUUGUAUUCUGGCUCAAGGGUCAGCUCCACAGCUUGUGAGAAACUAUCACCUCGUGAGAAUGAACUGGGCUAUGCGAACUGAAAAUAAGGUUCCUCCCCCACCUGUUGCCCACGCACCAGUUCCUCCAGGGAGUGUAACCCAGGUGGACGUCAGAAGCCGGGUGUCGGCCUGGUCAUCCUGGGCAUCUGAGUAUGGUGACUAUGAGAGUCUUCAGCUAAAUUAUAACCUGGAUGAAACACCUGAGAUGGCCGCAGGUAGAAUUGAUCGUGAUGUGCAAAUUUUAAACCACAUUUUAGAUGAUAUUGAAUUCUUUAUUAUGAAACUUCAGAAGGCAGCAGAAGCGUAUACACAAUUAUCCAAGCGCAAGAAGUACAAGCGAAGUUAUAAGCUGGGCCCAGGAGAGGGCGUUCUCACACUGCGUGCACAGCCGCCUCCCCAUGAGGAGUUCAUUGAUUGCUUCCAGAAGUUCAAGCAUGGAAUGAACCUUUUGGCCAAACUAAGGUCCCACAUCAGAAAUCCGACGGCAUCUGAAUUGGUUCAUUUUCUUUUCACACCUUUAAAGAUGAUGGUGGAGGCAACUGGUGGUCCAGCACUUGCAAGCACGAUACUGAGCCCUCUGCUAAUAAAGGAUGCACUGGAUUUCUUACAGUUCAUUCUCAAUAUGGAGGAAAAAGCAUUUUGGGCAUCUUUGGGUGACACGUGGAACAAAUCAAGAGCCGAGUGGCCAAAGGACCAGUUUAUUCCCCCGUACAUCCCGCGUUUCAGGAACGGCUGGGAACCACCAUCAUUAACCUUUGUUGGGAUCCCAAAAGAACAGCAGCUGAAUUAUGUGGCUGAACCUGUAGGAAUCGUUUCAGAGCUUCAGCGUAAACCAGAAAUAAAUAAAUUAAUGGAGUACUCCAGCAUCCGGGAAUACCCACCAUCAGAAGGGAAUCACCAGGCUUCUAGCAAUAAACAACCCAAAGAAUUUGCCUUGUGCAAGUAUGACUUUGUGGCCAGGAACAGCAGUGAACUUUCAGUCAUGAAGGACGACAUUUUGGAGGUUAUCGAUGAUAAGAAGCAAUGGUGGAAAGUUAGAAAUUCUAAUGGGAUAACUGGUUUUGUGCCAAACAAUAUCAUGGGAAUUGUGAAAACACAAGACCAAGGAGCAGACCCUCAAGAGACUCCUUAUAGCCAGACUAUUCAGAAACAAAGACUAGAAUAUCACUCCAAGCAAGCACCCCCAGAAUCAGCAGCUACCUCAGCCGUGCCAGAUCCACCACCCACACCUGCGCCAUUACCUGCCCCACCAUUCAACCCUGUGCCAGCGACUGUGCCAUACUCAUCCAGACAAAAGAAUUGCCAAAGCCCCAUCUCUAGUGACAGUGGUGGUAACAGCUUGCCGGACCAUCAGGGGUUCAUACCAAUAUCUACUGACCGCAGGAAAUCUCAGAUGGAGGAAGUGCAAGAUGAGCUUGUUCAUAGACUGACCAUUGGUCGCACAGCUGCCCAGAGGAAAUUCACAGUGCCACGCCAAAAUGUGCCAGCUGUCAACAUCACAUACAACUCCUCUGCAGAGGAUGUGAGGGCCUGGCUAGAGGCAAAGGGAUUCAGCCCAGUAACAAUCACCAGCCUAGGUGUGCUCACAGGAGAACAGAUCUUGUCUCUCACUAAAGAUGAACUGAAAACUGUUUGUCCUGAAGGUCCAAGAGUCUAUAACCAGGUCGCUGUGCAGAAAAUGGCUCUUGAGGAAUUACAUGGAACGUCUGAGCUUCAGGAAAUCAUGAAGAAACGACAAGAAAAAAUCAGUGCAUUAGCCAGUGACUCAGGAGUGGAGUCGUUUGAUGAAGGGAACAGCCAUUGAGCAACUCAUGGCAAGCUAAGGGUUAAUAAAUACAGAGACAAAACAGGUCCUGCUUUAAAUGAUACCUGCCCCUCGCUAGAACUUGUGUUAUUCUCAUGAUGAGCCCUGUUGUGUUUCUGUUGUAUUAAGUGAUAAUGAGAUUCUAAUAAAAUAUUUGUUAGCAAAUGUAAUAAUGAAGCUCUAUGUAUAAGGGAUACUUUCAUAUUAAAGCACAGACCUAGGAGAUAAUUGUGAUCUGGAAAUAACUGGGGAAAUGUUACUAUUUUAUUCAAAAAAAUAAAAGUUUAUUUUGGGAAA
Molecule: messenger RNA, 2149 nt
Organism: Bombina bombina (fire-bellied toad)
Lineage: Eukaryota; Metazoa; Chordata; Amphibia; Anura; Bombinatoridae
Gene: EPS8
Product: epidermal growth factor receptor pathway substrate 8
Exons: 15
Coding region: 68-1852 (594 amino acids)
Biological process (GO): positive regulation of ruffle assembly; Rho protein signal transduction; regulation of Rho protein signal transduction
Cellular component (GO): vesicle; plasma membrane; ruffle membrane
Molecular function (GO): actin binding
Source: RefSeq, a predicted model, not a curated record